AUGGCUGAUCGUGCCUCGCGCAAUUCCGCCUCGGCCGAGGGCUCCGCGGGUGGGUCCGACGGGUAUCCUGGAUUCCCGCCCCGCCCGGCUGCCGAUGCGACUGGCGCACUGCUGCUUCCGGCCGCUUUGGACCUUCGGGAUUUGGAAGAUGUCACUGAUGCCGAACUCACCACGAUCCUCCGCCGUUGUUCUGCUGCAUUUCUCACCCGCCUCGCCCGACUUUGCGUCCGCAUCGUCCGUGCCGAACCGGAGGUGAUCUACUGCCAGGAACCCUGCAGCAAUCCCGACUGCAAUCAAGCUUGUGGUCGCCGCAUUGACCCUACCCGCCGGCGGGGCCCACUUUGUAGACUGUCUCUGGACUCUUUGGACUUCUGCAGAAUGACGUCCGCCCCGCCUGCAUUCGAUGAUCCAUUGGCCUUGUCCGCCCUGCUUGCCAAAUGGACCGCUCCGGAUAGUCUUCAUCCGCUGCUGGUCGCGAAAGGGUUCCGCACCAUUGCUUCCAUUGCCUAUGCCAUUCCGGGCGAUGGCAGCCCGGAUGACUUUCUGCGCGUGCUGUGGCCGCCCUCCGACCCGGAUAACCCUCCAACCUUGGUGACAUUCGAGGCGUCAUUUGCCCGUCGACUUCUCGUCCAGUCCCGUGCCUUGGUGCAUCCGCCGGCAUCGUCGGCUGGCCCUGCCGCUGCUGCCAUCCCGUCCACGCCCCCGCCCAAGAUCACUGCCGAGAAUGCUGAAACACUCCGUACCAAGUUCAUUGACUCGUAUCCGGGAGAAUUGCUGUCUCCUGCCUCCACACCGUCGGUCGAGUUUUUGAACCGUCUCCGGGCCGAACUGGACAAGCCUACCACCCUUUGGGUGCCAUGGCGCCUUCGCACUUCUGAGCAUGAUCUGCAGAUGUUUUACGAGAACCGGCGGCCCCGCUCCGACGGCCAGCUUCUUCGGCACUUGCUUGAUGGUGUUCCCGAACCGGUUACUGCUCAGGCCCCUGCACACACGUCCGGUCCUGUGGAGCCGGCCUUGAGACGACACCUCGGUCUCCUCAUCACGGCCCUGGCAUUCUUGGGCGAUCUUCACCUCAAGCUCGGCAAAGCAUACGCCGAAAGCUUCAUCUCCGCCGCUACGGCCACUCCGUUGGAUUCGUCGCUCCGCCCCCCUUCCAUGCAGGAGGUUCUCGCCGCUGACAAGGCUGUCUGGGGUGCCAUAGCUGGUUUAAUGAGGGACGAGAAAUUCUCGCUGGCGGACGCAUUGCAAGAGAUCACCGUCACUCGGCACAUGAUCCCCACGGUUCUCUGCCCACGGCCCAGGUCAAUGCCUGCCCCGCCGGUCCGCGACUCCAACCCUCGGGGUGGAGCCAAUGUGGCAAGCGACCGCAUUUCGGAUCAGCUCCACGCCUUUACGCGCGAGCUGCUUUCCCUCGUCCUCAUUAACGGGGGCAUCGCUAUCUUGGAAAAUCCGUCCACGAGCCUGCUCUGGCAUCAUCCGGGCUGCAUGUCUUGGAUUCGCCAUCAUUGCCUUUCCGCUGUGGAGGUCUCCGCCUGCAAUCACGGCCUCGAUGUCUUCAAGUCAUGGACUUUUGUUUCUAACCUAUCCGACCUGUCCGCCUUGGCGUCCUCCUGCCAACACCCGAGAGGCUCCCAUGCUGCUAUUUCUGGCCUCCGUGAUUCUUCCGGCCAGUUUCUUACACGGCAUACGGCGUGUUACCCUGCAUCUCUGUGUUCACGCCUGGCCUCCAUCCUUGCCCCCCUCCUUUCGCAAAACGUGGGUGUGGUUCCGUUCCUGGACUGGGAAAAACGUCUCCUUGCACCAAAGCUGCACUGGCCGAUCCCGGCCUCUCGUGUCGAAGACGGUGCAGGCUCCUGCUCUACCGGAUCCUGGUCCGUGCCCCAGGGUGAGGAUUCCUUUAAGCAGCUGCGUCAGGCCUGGAUGCAGCGAAUUACCCGUCCGGACUUCCUCGGGAAAUUCCGUGCAAACCUGGCGUCCGGCUCCAAAGACCCUCCGUUGUCUGAUGUGGACUUACGUCCCUUCCUUGAGGACCUGCGAUCCUUUUUGAGGUUAUCCGAGAAGGAGUUCGAAACCCUGUUGUGUGUUCCUCCUGGCCAACCCUUCCGUCUGUUCUUGCUCGAAGCCCUGCUGGAGGUUUCCAGGGACCCGGACAUAUCAUUCAUUGACCUGUUGGUUGAGGGUGUUCCGCUUGGGGUUGAUGAAGCAAUGCCCUCUUGUCCCGCACUUUUUCCGCCCUCCGCACCUGUGUCUCCCAAGGUCCCGCUUCAGCACUGUGAGUCCGCUUGGGGUUCCGCUCUUUCUGAUCCUCAAACCGUGGAUUCCCUCCUGGAUUCGGAGAUUCGUGAGGGUUGGGUCCAGCCGGUCCCUGGCGGGUUAGCUGCUCUAAAAGCUAACUAUUCCCGAUCUGCAGUUGGCAAGCUGGGUCUUGUAAAGGCUCCUGAUCGUGACCCCCGCUUGGUGGUCGACAGCAGCGUUUCCGGGGUCACCGACCACACUUCCCUUCCCAACAAAUCCGCCAACCCUACCAUUUCCGGUUUGCGGCGUUGUGCUCCGGCCCGGCCCGCUCUGGAGGCAUUGUUUGCUCUCAUUUUAAAUGUUAGCUGA
Molecule: messenger RNA, 2604 nt
Organism: Symbiodinium sp. CCMP2456
Lineage: Eukaryota; Dinophyceae; Suessiales; Symbiodiniaceae
Source: the annotation of a GenBank genome assembly